This is a messenger RNA of Notechis scutatus (mainland tiger snake), 2086 nucleotides long. The record is from RefSeq and is a predicted model, not a curated record. NCBI's taxonomy places the organism in Eukaryota, Metazoa, Chordata, Lepidosauria, Squamata, Elapidae.
CGGGCCGGCCUCGGUGGGAAGGAGCGGCGAAGGCGCGCAGUUUGCGCUCGUUGCAAGCGGGGCGGACGAGGGGAAGCUCGCCCAACUGCAUUAACGAUGGAGGAAUAUGAGAAAUUCUGCAAGAAGCACCUGGCUAGGAUACAAGGAGAGUUUAUGGAGAAUGGAAUGUCUCCCAUUGUUCAGCCUAGAUAUGUAUCCCUUAUUCGAUUUAAUGGGGUCCCCGUGCUUUCUCCUCUGCUGACUCUGGAGAAGAAGAAAGAGCUUCAGCAGGACAGGCAGAAGGCUCUGGACCUAGAAUGCUGGCGACAGAAUUCCAAGCAGAGGCUUUUGCUGACCCGGGUUGAGGAAAUAAUGGCCAAUGUGCAGAUGAAAAAGAUGUCCAGCCAAAGCGAUUUAGAUCAGUCUGAGAAAGAGAAUAUUCAUUUGGAUUUAGAAUCAGAAGUGUUGAGCGGCUCUGCAACAGAACCCUGCAGCCUUUUGCUGGAUUCUACUGCUUUGGGUGAACAUCUAGAACCCCAAAAGGCCCCAGAUGUUAAGCCAAUGGAGACCCAGGGCGCAGCAAUCAGGAACGCUUUUGAAGGAACGGAACAAUUUAUCCCUCCUAAUGCCACAGAAACUUCCAGUAGUUCUUUAGAAAAGAGAGUUGGCUCAGGAGGUCCGUUUUCCAGUCUUCCAAGCCCACCUCCUUCCAAAGAGAUUGCCAAGAAAGAUUCCGCUGAGCCUGGCCUCGGUGCUGGGGAAGGUACCGACCCAUACGUCAUGAGCCUUCAGAACCUCUUAAAAAAAUCCAGGGAGUACAUUCAGAGAGAACAGACGCGACGGAGCCUGCGAAACAGUUCCAAGAGAAACAACCCCGGAAGCCACCCAGAUAAAGAAAACAGUGCGGUGAAAAUGAACGAGCUGGGGAAAGAGAGAGGAAAAUUGACAGGCAGGAAUACUCCAGUUGCAACCCCGGAAAAACCCGGCCUUAUCAAGCCCGGUGCUCCUCAACCUUCCUUAACCGCUAAAAAUCAUUCCGGUGGAAUGACCUCACCCAGUUUUUCUAAAGUCGAUAUCCCAAUGAGGUCCGGAACGCCUCCCAUUUUGGACUCGGAUUCGGAUGAAGACUUCAAAAACCUCUCUCUCUUCGGGAAGGACAGCCUGCUCCGGACCUUCACAGGGUCUUACUCAAAACUUCCCAGUCCGGAGCCAAGCCUGAGCCCCAAGAUGCACCGGAGACGGCCCAGGCCCUCUUCCGUAGGGCACAUCGUCAUCACCAACCCCGUGAACGCCUACGAGUUGAGUCCCAAAGCCAAGGGAAGAGCUGCGGACUUGAUCGCUCAGGAGACCUCCGCUCCUGUGCCAAACCUCUCUGCAGAUCUCGUCCCUGCGUCUCCCCGCAAAGCUCAGGCGUUUGACAAGAGCUCUUCCAAUACCUUCAACGAGCUUGUCGUGGGGAAACGCAACGAAGCAUCUCCACUUCCGGCGCAUCAGCGAGAAGGCGGAAACUCCCUGGCCCAUCCCACCGUAGGAGAGUUGACGUUAGAAAACGGAGCGGCGUCGAGCAGUUGCCUUGCAGAUCUCAGCCCCUGGCAGCUGCAGGAUGGGAGCGGUGCCCGGUUGACCCAGAACCCAGCCCAGACCGAAAGCCCAUCGGACAAAGUCAAGGGCAGUGGGGCCACGGAACUCAACAAAUCCUACGACGUUCAGCACCCGUCUCCCUUGCUGAUGCAGAUGCAGAGCCAGCCACCUCUGGAUACCCUGGAAGUGACCUUCGGAAACGAGCAGCUGUUGGAAAACAGGUUGGAAAAGGUGAAAUGUAGACUUGAGCUGGAGGUGGAGGCGGUGCAGAAGGAGAACGCACCGAGGGUUGUGCCCGCGGAAGAGAGACGAUGGCCACACGAUGAUCAGAGGUAUCUGGGUAGAGCUGGGCUCGAGGCCAAGAGCGAAACCCCACCACGAUGCCUCAGAGAAGAGGAAGCAUUAAGGCAGAAGAUGUGGGCCCUGGCAGAGCUGAGGCAGAAGCUGGAAGAACAACAUGCCCAGCAGUUGUCGUUGUUGAUAGCAGGGCAAGAACAGGAACAAGAGAGGCUCCAGAAGGUGAGAA